Raphanus sativus (radish) is the source of this 1962-nucleotide messenger RNA. RefSeq lists its product as uncharacterized. Lineage: Eukaryota; Viridiplantae; Streptophyta; Magnoliopsida; Brassicales; Brassicaceae. The transcript is spliced from 5 exons. The coding region runs from base 1 to 1962 and encodes 653 amino acids. The record is from RefSeq and is a predicted model, not a curated record.
AUGCGAGCAGUUCUAUUGUGGACUAUUAGUGACUUUCCUGCAUAUGGGAUGUUGUCGGGUUGGACGACGCAUGGAAGACUAUCUUGUCCAUAUUGUAUGGGAAGCACAGACGCAUUUCAGUUGAAGAAUGGUAGGAAGACGUCUUGGUUUGAUUGCCAUCGGAGGUUUCUUCCCAUUAACCAUCCAUACCGAAGGAACAAGAAAUUGUUUCGGUCAAAAAGGAUUGUACGGGACACUGCUCCACCAUAUUUAUCUGGAGAGGAAAUCGAGAAGGAUAUUGAUUACUAUGGUGGAUGCAGCACAGUCAUCAAAGGCGGUAAUUGGCAUACUCCUGCAGAUAUGCCUGAUGGUUACGGAACUCAGCAUAAUUGGCACAAGAAGAGUAUAUUUUGGGAACUUCCAUAUUUGAAAGAUCUACUUCUGCGCCACAAUCUUGACGUGAUGCAUAUAGAGAAGAACUUCUUUGACAACAUCAUCAAUACAUUGUUGAAUGUCCCCGGCAAGACAAAAGAUAACAAGAACUCAAGGUUGGAUUUGCCUGCAUUAUGUUCUCGGAUUGAGCUGCAUAUUAGAAACGAUGGGAGAAUUCCAGUUCCCAUUUUCAGAUUGUCAGCAGUAGCAAAAGAGGCGUUGUUCAAGUGGGUGGCAUCAGAUGUGAAGUUUUCUGAUGGAUAUGCUUCAAAUCUGUCAAGAUGUGUUGAUCAUCAGGGACAAAAGUUUUCAGGGAUGAAGAGUCAUGACUGUCAUGUUUUUAUGCAACGACUUCUACCAUUUGCAUUUGCGGAGUUGCUUCCAAAACAUGUUCACGAAGCACUUGCAGGCAUCAGAGCUUUUUUCAGAGAUCUCAGUGCACGCACCUUAACUGUAGAUGUCAUCAGACAACUUGAUGAGAAUAUCCGGAUCUUGAUGUGCAAUUUGGAGAAAAUUUUUCCUCCGUCCUUUUUUGACGUCAUGGAACAUCUGGUUAUCCAUCUUCCGUAUGAGGGACUACUUCGUGGACCUGUUCAUAAUGGAUGGAUGUAUCCUUACAAGCGAGCUAUAAAAUAUUUGAAAGGGAAAGCAAAAAAUCUGGCAAGGGUGGAAGGUUCAAUAGUUGCUGGGAGUUUGAAUGAGGAAACAUCUCACUUUACGUCCUACUACUUUGGAUCACAAGUCCGGACACGGAAAAGGACUACAAGCAGAUAUGAUGAUGGCGGUGUUAUACCGACAUAUUUUGGUGAAGAUGUUCCAGACAUAUUCUGUCAGAUUGGACGGCUAGUUGAAGAGGCUAUACCAGGAAUAUCAACCAAUGAUCUCAACAAAAGGAAAGACCAACACUUUGUGAAAUGGCUAAAAACGCAGGUUCAGUAUGAUGAUCAAUUUUAUCCUCAGUGGUUUCACGAAUUGAUACAAGGUCCGGUCGGUAAGGUCAUCACAGCACCUAUGUAUUUCACACGAGGAUACACUUUUCACACUUACGAAUAUGGAAGUCGGCGAGCAACAAUGAAUUAUGGAGUUUGUGUAAAAGGUGAAACAGAUUUCUAUGGAAUCAUACAAGAGAUCAUCGAAGUGGAGUUUCCCGGCGUAAUAAAGCUUAAAUGCGUUCUUUUCAAAUGUGACUGGUUUGACCCCACAGUCAACAGAGGUGUUCGGUAUAGCAAGUUUGGUGUUGUUGGUGUAGAUGCUACACGGAGACCAAGUUUGCUUUGUUCCAUACCCGAGGAUCAGACAAUCUGGAAUAUCUUGGUUAGCGCUAUAAAAGUUACACCUCGAGGCCGAGUAUUGAGUACUGAUGAACAACCGUCUUUACAAGAAGAUGCCGUGAAUGGGGUAGAAGUACCCGAACAAGCGGAAGAUGCUAUCUUACUUAUUGAUCCGCAUAAUCCGGGAUAUGAAGAACUUCCAGAAGAUACAACGGACAAAGCCAACGAAGAUGAAUUUGAAGAAAAUGAUGAAGUAGAUGAUGUUUCUGAUGACUUGUGA